AAUCAUGUAGUUCUUACUGAAUAGACGGGGUUAUUUCUUUCUCCUCACCUUACAUUUUCUCCCUUCUCUCUCACACACAUACAUUGUCAUCCCCCUCCGAUCUUCUUGCUAUUUUUUUCUAUUUUUUUUACCCCCUCUACCACCACGCCAUUUGAAAUGAAGAGGAGAAAGGGAAAGCACGGGCAGGCAGCGGCAGCACCAGCAGCGAGGAGAGAGAGCAGAGGGGGGGAGUGAUGAGUCAAUACAACUAAUAAUUUAAUGGGGACAGAGAGGGAGAGACGGAGUGAGAGGGGGAGAGACAGAGAGGGAGAUAGAAAGAAAGAAAGAGGAGCUCCGUCCGGACGCCAAUCCCCAACCAACAGGACACCUCCUACUAUUACUAUCGCAGGCAGCUCUCUUAUGCAUCCACAGCAAGCCUUAUUUUAUCCGCGACGUCGGAAAGUAAACCGCACUUUUUGACCCCCUGUUUUAUUUCGCGAACCUGUUCCGACUGUCCGCAUAUCGUCUCCACAUCGCCUCGAUAGCAAGCUCACACUGUCGGUUAUUAUUAUUAUUUUGCAGUCAGUCUCUGCCGGUAGUCCGACGUUGAGCUAUUUUUCCUGUAUAUACGUUACGUCCCCUUCGUGAACAUACACAACGAGGGGUUUAUUGGGUCUCGGCGGCGGUUAUUAUCAUCACAACUGAGUCCGAGGUGCUUUGGUUUUCACACUGGCGACGGCUAACUGUACUGCCCGCCUGUCUAUUUGGAUGUUGUGGUGCGAACUAAAGCUGAAGUCGGGUUCACUUGUAACCGUUGGACGCGGCUAACCGCUCACUUAAUGCUAAAUGUCGCAGGUUCCAACGGUUUCUGCCCUAACGGUUGCCGUUUUUUUCCUCCAGUUGGACGGAAUUAGCUAACGGACACACAUACACACACACAUAACCGCUUACCAAUGUUCGCCUAUCACGGUCCAUCUCGACCUCGCCGUCUCUCCCACAGACCCGGGUUGUUGUUUUUUCGCACCGCCUGCCAGUCCUCCGCGAAGAAGAGCAGGAGGAAGCGUCUUUUUAAACACUGAUUUAUUUUUUUUAAGUCGCUGUCAUGCACACGUAAAGAGGGAGAGAUAACAAGAGAGGGACCGGGAAGCAGGAGUUGUUUGGGGUUUCUUUUUUUACCCUGGCCAAACUUGAAGAAGACGCGUUUUCCAGCCGGUGUUAUAUGCUCUCCACUGCUCAAGUGCUUCAUUCAAGGUGAUAGUGAGCAGAGGUGCUGAGAAUGAUGGAACAUCUCAGCGAGGCGUGUUUGGGCAAGGAGAACUCUGAGCUGGUCAACAGCAUGUCCGAGGCCAAGGCCCCGCCGGCCAAGCUGCCCCGGCUGGAGCAGAACGGCAGCCCCCUGGGCCGGGCCAGGCUGGGCAGCACUGGGGCCAAACUAGCCGGGGUCUCUUACAAGCCCACCGGGCACCUGCUGAAGACCUGCCACAAAAGAGGCAACAUGCUGCCUGUGUUCUGCGUGGUCGAGCACUAUGAGAAUCCCUUGGAUUUUGACAGCAAGGAGGAGCACGCUGAGUUUGUCCUGGUGCGCAAGGACAUGCUCUUCAACCAGCUCAUCGAGAUGGCCCUGCUGUCACUGGGCUACUCCCACAGCUCAGCCGCCCAGGCCAAAGGCAUGAUUCAGGUGGGGAAGUGGAACCCCGUCCCACUGUCUUAUGUGACAGAUGCACCGGACGCUACAGUGGCUGACAUGCUGCAGGACGUCUACCACGUGGUCACGCUUAAGAUCCAGCUGCACAGUUGUCCUAAGCUGGAGGACCUGCCGCCUGAGCAAUGGAGCCACUCUACAGUAAGAAACGCCCUCAAGGAGUUACUCAAAGACAUGAAUCAGAGCUCUCUGGCUAAAGAAUGUCCCUUAUCACAGAGUAUGAUUUCCUCCAUUGUGAACAGCACUUACUAUGCAAAUGUGUCGGCGGCAAAGUGUCAGGAAUUUGGGCGCUGGUAUAAACAUUUCAAGAAGACAAAAGAUAUGAUGGGCAUGCGCCAACCCUCCCAGCUGGAGGGCUACCUGGGGACAUGUGUCCUCCGUGAGAGUCCGCGUGCCAAUGCACUAGCAGAGAUGGACGGUCUGUCCGACCUCUCUCCACCCGGCUCCAACCACAACCACAACCACAACCACCUGGGUUUCUCCCAGCAGCAGCAGCCCAUCCCUGGCAGCACCGCAGAGCAGACCCCUUCUUCACCCGUACCCCCAUUGUCUCACGCCCCUCCACCGCACGGAGGCCAGACCGGCGGCCGACAGCCCCAGCUUCCUGGUCUGCACCACCCAGGCCUGGUCUCUACUCCCAUCAGCCCCCAGCUGGUCAACCAGCAGCUUGUGAUGGCACAGAUCCUCAACCAGCAGUAUGCGGUGAACCGGCUGCUGGCACAGCAGUCCCUGUCGCAGCAGUACCUCAACCACCCACCUGUCAGCCGCAGCUCCCAUACCAAGCCCAUGGAGCCACAGGUGGCGUCCAACACAGAGGUGUCCUCCGAGAUCUACCAGUGGGUUAGGGACGAGCUGAAGCGGGCUGGAAUCUCACAGGCAGUCUUUGCCCGCGUUGCCUUUAACAGAACCCAGGGCUUGCUGUCUGAAAUUCUACGCAAAGAAGAAGACCCAAAAACAGCGUCCCAGUCUCUGCUGGUCAACUUGCGCGCCAUGCAGAACUUCCUGCAGCUGCCAGAGGCCGAACGGGAUCGUAUCUACCAGGAGGAGAGGGAGCGUAGCCUGACAGCAGCCUCAGCGAUGGGUGCUGCUCCUCUAAUCAGCACUCCAACCAGCCGACCUGUACAGCCUCGAAGGGAAGACUGCAACAGUGUGAGGCCUGAGGACUGGAAUCCCAGGAUCCCUGUGGGCAUUUCUCCUGUAAAACCGUCUCCUUUGCCCAGCGAGUGGAAUGGCAAAACUGAGAGCUGCAUCCUCAACAUCAACUCCACCAUCUAUGAUGAGAUUCAGCAGGAGAUGAAGAGGGCUAAAGUUUCCCAGGCCCUGUUUGCAAAAGUGGCUGCAUCCAAGAGCCAGGGCUGGCUCUGUGAGCUGCUGCGUUGGAAGGAGGAUCCCUCUCCGGAAAACCGGACACUCUGGGAGAACCUCUCGAUGAUUCGCCGCUUCCUGAGCCUCUCGCAGGCUGAACGUGAUGCCAUUUAUGAGCAGGAGAGUAGCGCUGGGCAGCAGCACCACAAUGAGCGGCCGACUCACCUAAUGCACGUUUCUGCUGACCAGCUACAGGCUCAGCCACCCCAGUCUCAGCAGCAGCACCAGCCCUCCCUGUCCCUCCAGCACCCCUCCCAGCCCCUUUUGUCCCAGCAGCCUUUGCAGCAGCAGCAGCCCACCACAGGCCCCCGGUUGCCCCCUCGCCAGCCCUCCACCGCCUCUCCAGCUGAGACAGAGGACGAGAGCAGCCGCGGUGGGAACAUCAAGUCUCGCACAGGCGGAGGGAAGAUCUCCCUGGAGGCUCUGGGCAUCUUGCAGAGCUUCAUCCAGGACGUGGGCUUAUACCCCGAUGAGGAGGCCAUCCACACCCUCUCAGCCCAGCUCGACCUGCCCAAACUCACAAUCAUCAAGUUCUUCCAGAACCAGCGCUUCUACGUCAAUCACCCAGCCAAGGCGCUCAAAGAGCCCAAUAACAACAACAACAACAACGGCUCUGCAGCCACCACCAACACCAACACCAGCAGCAGCAGCAGCUCCGCCUUCGAGGAGGAGCUGACGGACUUCAGGGAGAGCGGAGAGCUGCUGAAGGAGCUGGACGAGAGCACGCAGACCAACAACACCAUCUUCUCCAUUAAGAUUGAGGAGCAGCUGAGCCGAGGAGCCGAGACCCAGGCGGAGAUAGAGCACGAGGCCAAGGAGUAGAACUGAGAGUUUUCAUGUGCACAAACACAGACUGGUGACUGUGCUAAAUGUAACGCUCCGGCCCACACAGAACCACCACACCGCAAAUAAAGAAAAGUAGUGUUUUUAAUCAGAACAGCGCCCAGACUGUUUGAGGAGUGUUUAUAUAUAUCUGUAACAGACUGAAAGGCUAUGUGAAGAGAGCGUUCACACACUGGAGAGCCCAUUUCAGACUCUAGUACUACUUUUUGGAUUUUGUAAAACUUGUAUUAUUCACUGUAAAGACUGAUGCAUCAUUUAAAUAAUCUGCACAAAAAAUUAUUCUAAGUAUGUUGCCGUGGAUAUUUGCUGACUGCACUCUAUGUCUGUUGUUUUACACUGACUUACUUUAUCUUUUUGAGCUACUGAUUAUAUUUAAAAAGAAAAAAAGUCCCCCUGGAGUUUGUCAGGACUUUGAUAGGUGUUUAUGUAUGUGAUGUUUAACUGGAUUUUUUAAAAAAUAGCAAAUGAAAUCGAGGACCAAGUGGUUGACAAGGCCUUAAUUAUGAGGUAUCGAGUCUGGAGCCUGCUGGCAGAUUAGUUAUUCUUUUAAAAAGCGCAUAAUGUGAUAAUGGAUCACUCCAAACUCUGGAACGCGAUCACCCAGCCCAGGUGUAUCUCCGAGAACAGCUCAGUCUUUACAUAUUAUUUGUUAGGGAGGAAAUAUAAAUAUAUAAAUAUAUAUAUAUAUGAAUAUAGACAUUAUAUUGUAACUGUAAAAAAUACAGUCUUAAAGAAACUAUGCCAACAAAUGCCUUGUACUAUACGGCACUGCCGAUGUUAGAUUAUUUUGCAAACCUUUGUCACUGUAACUUUCUGAAUUUGCCACACAGUUAGAAAUGUGAAUUUCCACCAUGUUUAUGUUGUCCGACAUUAUUUAUUUGCAGUUCAUGCAGUGUUUUUGAUGUAAUUACUUUUUUAAAAGUUUAUGUUGCGUAGAGCUUUUUUAAAAUUCCACCGAUUCUUUUGGGUUUUUUUUCUAUUUAUAAAUGUAAUUUCAAUGGGCAGUAAAAACAAAAAGUGUCUUAAACGUUUUAAAUGGAGAAAUGUGCUUUAAAGGUUGCCUAUAAAAAGUGCUGUAUGUCAACCAACUCAUGCUACAAGCUUCACAAUUAAUGUUGUAUGCAAUUUUUACUAUCAUGCAAAUAAGCUUAGGUAAAAAGACUAACCUAUAGAACACCUUAGAAAGAAAAACAUAUGCAAUCUGUGUGAAAAUCGAUGUCUGCGAUGUGUCUUCCUUUGGUUAACAAUCCAAUUCAAAAAGCUAUUCCUGUAUAAAUAUCCUGUAUAAAAGUGUUUCUUUUUUAUGAGUUGAUUUCAAUGAGAACACCAGUUAUUUUGUUACGACUGACUGUUUUAUAAGUGUUUCUCGGUUCCUUUCUGCAGAAAAAUGUUCUAACUAGAAGUGGUUAUUGAUUGUUAAUUACACGAUUAAACUGUUUGUAUUGUACCACAGAUUUCUUGGCAUUAACUUGACCAGACUCUUUUGACCGCAGAGCGAGCAUUCCCCUCCUCUGCAAACAAAAGACCAAACAAUGUGAAAUGUUUUUAAAUCUACUGCUAAGACAGAUCAGUUCUGAGUCAUUCAGCUGCAGCCACUGAACACAUUAUUUGUAAUAACUGUAAAUAUCACAUCUGAUGAAUCAUUGAUUGUUUAUUAUUGUAAAUAUAUUUGAAGUUUGUGCAAGAGCUCACCGUACGAAUCAACAUUCUGUCGUGCCUCUUCCUCUCAAAGCGACUGUACCGGAGCUCUUCUUCUUCUACUGCUGAGUGUAUCUGAAGCACCUGUGAAAUCUGAAAUAAAUAAAUGUAAGGUGUGAACAGCUGUAAUAGCAAAGCCCUCUGCAGGGAGUUCUAAUAUAUAAAACAGCGAAGGUGUUCUGACCUGGCUGUGAACCCCAGGUGAGGCCAGGUGUCUGCACCUUUAGGAAAUUACCCUCACCUAUUAACACCCUGCGAUAUG
Molecule: messenger RNA, 5849 nt
Organism: Cheilinus undulatus (humphead wrasse)
Lineage: Eukaryota; Metazoa; Chordata; Actinopteri; Labriformes; Labridae
Gene: satb1b
Product: DNA-binding protein SATB1
Exons: 13
Coding region: 1256-3868 (870 amino acids)
Biological process (GO): chromatin remodeling; regulation of transcription by RNA polymerase II
Molecular function (GO): DNA-binding transcription factor activity, RNA polymerase II-specific; RNA polymerase II cis-regulatory region sequence-specific DNA binding
Source: RefSeq, a predicted model, not a curated record